AUUUUUAUACUUUUUUUGUAGAGACAACAGCUUGCUAUGUUGCCCAUGCUGGUCUUGAACUCCUAGGCUCAACUGAUCCUCCCACCUCAGCCUCCCAAAGUGCUGGGAUUACAGGCAUGAGCCACCACACCUGGCCAAAAUUGUCCACAUUUGACUGAAUGCUAUCUCACGUAUCUUUCUUUUUCCUCUUUCCCUCCUUCCCUCCUGUUCCUCCUUCUUCCCCUCUUUUUUCCUGUCUUUUUCUUCCCUUCCUCUGCCUCUCUCUCCUCUUGCCUUUCUUCUUGCUGGUACUCAAACCUGGGACAUUGGACCUGGACAUGGGACAUUUGCUCAAUCAUUGAGAGACGUAAUCUCAUGGUGGAGUGUCUGCUGGUUACUGUUGGGUGGCAGGAUCCCAACUCCAGGCUGUUCUUCUAAUCCAAGAAGUCCCACUUCUGCCAAGAGCGUUCCAUGGCCCCCCAGGGCCCUAUGCGAUCUGCCAUAGUGGCAUAAUGAUUCCGUCUGCGAUACGCCUGGUUCAAAUCUUGAUGCUACCGUGCACCUCCUUCAGCCCUGUGGGAACUUUCUUCUUAGCAUUUCUGGUUCUCACCCGAUUCUCUUACCUGAGAAGUGGAGGUAAUAAUAGCACGGACUUCACUGGGGUGUGGGGAAUGCCAGGAGAGGCCAUGCGUGUCACGUUAUCCGGGUGGCAAGCCCAUAUUUAGGUCUAUGAAAAUAGCGGCUGUCAGCUGGUCUGCUUUCUGAAGAAAGUGCCUCUCUUCCUGCUUAAACCCCUGUCCCGACAGUCCCUGCCAAUCUCUCUGGUCGACCCCAGUGGGAGGAGGGACACAGGCUCCAAACUCCGCUUCGUGAAUUCCAGCCAGAGCUGUGACUGUGCCCGCUGAGUGGAUUGCCUUGUCAGGGAGCGAGUGCCCCAUCGUCGGGAGAAUCCAAGCAGGACUGCCAUGGAGGAAGGUCAAUAUUCAGAGAUCGAGGAGCUUUCCAGGAAGAAGGGGUGCUGCAGGCACUGGACUCAGACCAUGCUGCUGGGGCUGCUGACCGCUGCUCUGUGGGCUGGGCUGCUGACUCUGAUUCUCCUAUGGCACAGGGACAACACACAGAAUCUGAAACAGCUGGAAGAGAGAGCUGCCCGGAACGUCUCUCAAGUUUCCAAGUACUUUGAAAGAUACCAGGGUGACCAGAUGGCGCAGAAAUCCCAGGCCACGGAGAUUUCACAGAGCCUGGAGGAACUUCGAGCUGAACAGCAGAGAAUGAAAUAUGACUCUGAGAUGUACUGGAACCUGAAUAGACUUCAAGCAGAUCUGAGCAGCUUCAAGUCCCAGGAAUUGAAUGAGAGGCACGCAGCUUCGGAUUCGCUGGGGAGACUCCAGGAGGAGGUGAGGAAGCUGCUGAUGGAGCUGCAGGUGUCCAGAGGCUUUGUGUGCAACAUGUGCCCGGAAAACUGGGUCAGUUUCCAACAGAAGUGCUACUACUUCGGCAAGGGCACCAAGCAGUGGGUCCACGCCCGGUACGCCUGUGAAGACAUGGAAGGGCAGCUGGUCAGCAUCCACAGCCAUGAGGAGCAGGACUUCCUGAUCAAGCACGCCAGCCGCACGGGCUCCUGGAUUGGUCUUCGGAACUUGGACCUGAAGGGGGAGUUUAUCUGGAUGGACGGGACCCCUGUGGACUACAGCAACUGGGCUCCAGAGGAGCCUACCAACCGGAACCAGGGCGAAGACUGUGUGAUGAUGCGGGGCUCUGGCGACUGGAACGACAUCUACUGCGACCGUAAGCUGGGCACCUGGGUAUGCGAUCGGCUGGCCACAUGCACGCUGCCAGCCAGGGAAGGUUCCGCGGAGUCCCCGGGACCUGAUUCAGAACCAGACCAAAAUGGCCGCCUGCCUACCCCCUCUGCCCCUCUCCACCCUUGAGCAUGGACCCAGCCAGCCCAGAGUGAAACCCUGAAGAUCCCCAGCCACAGCCUGGACGCCUCUUUGAGGCUGAAAAAUCCCUGUGACAUUUUCUUCCACCCAAAUGGAGGCAGCUGACACAUCCCAGCUCCUCUGCAGCCCCUGCCUCCCCAGAAGUGCCCCUCAACAGCACCCUGUCCAGAUGGGAGUAUCCCCAAUACCACCCUCUCCAGAUGCACCCCCAUGUCCUCAGCACCCCAGGACCUGAGCACCCCCUGCUCAGGCGGCGAGUCCUCCUGUCCAGCCUGCAUCAGUAAAAUGCAAUCAUGUCCCCC
Molecule: messenger RNA, 2224 nt
Organism: Callithrix jacchus (white-tufted-ear marmoset)
Lineage: Eukaryota; Metazoa; Chordata; Mammalia; Primates; Cebidae
Gene: FCER2
Product: Fc epsilon receptor II
Source: RefSeq, a predicted model, not a curated record